Molecule: messenger RNA, 515 nt
Organism: Pseudoliparis swirei
Lineage: Eukaryota; Metazoa; Chordata; Actinopteri; Perciformes; Liparidae
Gene: rpl14
Product: ribosomal protein L14
Exons: 6
Coding region: 68-481 (137 amino acids)
Biological process (GO): translation; ribosomal large subunit biogenesis
Cellular component (GO): ribosome; cytosolic large ribosomal subunit
Molecular function (GO): structural constituent of ribosome; RNA binding
Source: RefSeq, a predicted model, not a curated record
UAUAAGCGGAAGCUGUAUUUGCGCCGGGCGGAAGCUGCUACGGCCUUUUCUCUCCCGGACUGCCAUCAUGGUGUUCAAACGCUUCGUUGAGAUCGGCCGCGUCGCCUACAUCUCCUUCGGACCCCAUAACGGCAAGCUGGUCGCCAUCGUUGAUGUCAUCGACCAAAACAGGGCUCUUGUCGAUGGUCCCUGCACAGGCGUGAAAAGGCAAUCCAUGCCCUUUAAGUGCAUGCAGCUCACAGACUACGUCAUCAAAGUACCUCACAGUGCCCGCCAGAAGUUUGUGAGGAGAGCCUGGGAGAAGGCAGAGGUCAACCAGAAGUGGGAACAGAGCAGCUGGGCCAAGAAGAUCGAUGCGAGAAAAAGGAGGGCAGCCAUGUCUGACUUCGACCGCUUCAAGGUGAUGAAGGCCAAGAGAAUGAGGAACAAGAUCAUCAAGCACGAGGUGAAGAAGCUCCAGAAGGAGGCGGCAAAGAAGUGAACAGUGCUCUAAAUAAAUCUCCUGUUCAAUUGUU